AUGGUGUGUCCGGAAUUGGGUCUAGAGCUAUUGUUACGUUUGUUGAGGAUUGUUGAUAGUCUAACUUUGGAAUAUGUUGAUGAAGGCAUUUUAUAUGCAUAUGCAAAAAAGUCAACAUAUAUAUACAUGUACAUAUACAAUUCUCUUAUGCGGACACCCGUAAAUUAUAAUGUGGUCAACUACGGAGCCAGACCCGACGGCAGGACGGACUCGACCAAGGCCUUCGCAUCCGCAUGGACCGAAGCCUGCGGGUCAGCAAGGCCCGUGACCAUUUACGUGCCCAAAGGAAGGUUCUUGCUCCGAAAUGCGGAGUUUGUGGGACCUUGCAAGAACUCUGCAAUUGUGGUCCAGAUAGAUGGGACCCUGGUGGCUCCAUCCGAUUAUAAUGUCAUUGGAAAUGCUGGGAAUUGGGUUUACUUUAGCCAUGUCGAUGGAGUCACUGUGUCUGGUGGGACCCUCGACGGUCAAGGUGCUCGCUUGUGGGCCUGCAAGGCUUCCGGGAAAAGCUGCCCCGCUGGUGCCACGUCACUGGCCUUCACAAAUUCAAAAAACAUAACAAUCCGUGGAUUGACAUCACUCAACAGCCAAAUGUUUCACAUAGUCAUCAAUGGCUGUCAGAACGUGAAAAUUCAAGGAGUGAAGGUGCUUGCCGCUGGAGACAGCCCAAAUACUGAUGGGAUUCAUGUCCAACUUUCAAGCAGCGUCACAAUCUUGAAUUCUAGGAUUUCAACAGGGGACGAUUGUGUCUCUGUUGGGCCUGGCACCUCAAACCUAUGGAUCGAAACUGUCUCUUGUGGGCCCGGUCACGGCAUCAGCAUUGGGAGCUUGGGGAAAGACAUUCAAGAGCCAGGGGUCCAAAAUGUGACAGUUAAAACAGUUACGUUUACUGGUACACAAAAUGGUGUGAGAAUCAAGUCUUGGGGAAAACCUAGUAAUGGUUUCGCAAGGGACAUUCAUUUUCAACAUUGUACAAUGAACAAUGUACAAAACCCAAUUGUCAUUGAUCAAAACUACUGCCCUGACAAUAUAGAUUGUCCUGGACAGAUUUCGGGGGUUAAAGUAAGCGACGUGACGUACGAAGACAUACAUGGAACAUCGGCAACCCAAGUAGCAAUAAAACUGGAUUGUAGCAGGAAGUUCCCAUGUCGUGGGAUUAGAAUGGAAAAUGUGAGGCUAACUUACAAUAACCAACAAGCUCAAUCAUUUUGUGUGAAUGCCGGUGGAACCACUGCUGGUUUUGUUCAGCCAACAAGCUGUUUGUCCUAG
Messenger RNA from Tripterygium wilfordii, 1266 nucleotides. Its product is annotated as polygalacturonase-like. NCBI's taxonomy places the organism in Eukaryota, Viridiplantae, Streptophyta, Magnoliopsida, Celastrales, Celastraceae. The transcript is spliced from 7 exons. Gene Ontology annotation, biological process: carbohydrate metabolic process. Gene Ontology annotation, molecular function: polygalacturonase activity. The coding region runs from base 1 to 1266 and encodes 421 amino acids. The record is from RefSeq and is a predicted model, not a curated record.